Messenger RNA from Medicago truncatula (barrel medic), 673 nucleotides. NCBI's taxonomy places the organism in Eukaryota, Viridiplantae, Streptophyta, Magnoliopsida, Fabales, Fabaceae. The record is from RefSeq and is a predicted model, not a curated record.
AAAAGAAAGAGAACAUUGAUCUUAAUUAACUUUCUUAAGAGUCAAAAAAUUAUCAUGGGUGUUAUCACUUCAGAAAGCGAGUAUGUUUCCUCUCUCUCUGCUGAAAAACUAUACAGAGGCAUUGUCGAAGAUGGAAACAUCAUCUACCCCAAAGCUUUACCACGAUUCAUCGAGAAAGCAGAAACUCUUGAAGGAGAUGGUGGCCCAGGAACCAUUAAGAAAUUAACUUUUGUUGGAGAUUUUGGGUCUACGAAGCAACACAUAGAUAUGGUUGACAGAGAAAACUGUGCGUACACUUACAGUGUAUAUGAAGGUAUUGCUUUGUCAGAUCAACCUCUAGAGAAAAUAGUUUUUGAGUUCAAAUUGGUUCCAACCCCUGAGGAAGGAUGCAUUGUGAAGUCAACAACCAAAUACUAUACCAAAGGUGAUGAUAUUGAACUCAGUAAAGAUUAUUUGGAAGCUGGAAUAGAGAGAUUUGAAGGUUUCACAAAGGCAGUUGAGAGUUUCCUUUUGGCUAAUCCUGAUUACAACAAAGACAGCAACUAAUUCAGACAGUGUUAUGUUAUUAUUAUAUAAUAUGAUCCAUUGAUCCCUUUGUCUUGCUUUAUAUUCCAAUAAUAAAACAUUUCAAUUUGCAUCGUGAGAAUAUUACAUACGGUGUUCGUUUCUUUCA